GAGACAUUAGUUUAUGUUGCGGGCACCAUGAGCUGUGUGGAUAUAAUGUAUCAACCGUACGCAUCGUAUUUUAGCCCCUACCACAGAUUCCAUGACCCCACUAAGAGACUUGACGUUCCGAAGAUGCACGAACCUUCUACAGCACAACAGCCAUUGGACUCAACGGAUUACUCAAGUGCCGCGACUUCUUCUGGAGGGACGCUGGUCCCCAAACGCGAGGACCCGGAGGAAGAAAAGGAGACGCAGCCAAAAGACACUCAAUACUUGACCGCAAGCUGUGUUCUCCACACGUACUUCUCAGGGGAUAUAUCGUCUGUUGUUGACGAUCACUUCACACGGGCUUUAAGUCAAAAUAACAGUUACACUGGGACAUGCCCGACGAGUAAAGGUAAUUGGAAAGAUGCGUCACCCAUGGCAGAGAGAAACUUUCCACCUUCCUUCUGGAACAGCCACUAUCAACACGCCACGGCCGCCAGCGCGGCGCCGUCGCAUCAAGAUCUCCAGUUCCCGACAGACCCGUACAUGUCAACGGCAGCAGCUUCCUUACACGGUGUUACCGCACUCCACCAGGACCCCUGGCAUCCGUAUUCCCUCACCAGUCAAGCACACUCUUAUCACCGGCCCAUGCACGAUCUCCCCUAUUCCAGCAUGGCCGCCUCAAACAAAUUCUCACCUCACUACAGCUCCUUGUUGAUGCAGCCGUCCUCGAUGAGGACGGGGCGAUGCGACUUGUCCAAGCCAGCGGAGACGUGGACGCCGCGGUAUCAUCAUCACUCACACACGGAGACACUCAGUUCCGACCUUCUCUCACAUCAUAAUGCACACUUAGAAUCGUCACAUACGGGUAUGUCAGGUUUAGAAACGGUGUCAGCGUCCGCGUUACCGGAGCCAUCAAGUAAGGACAUGUAUUGGUUUUAGACAUUCAACGGGAACAUUCAGGGAUGACCGAAAGCAGACGAACGCUUUGGAAGUGCUAAAAUCUACAUUACUGGUCACGUGCAGUCACUGCACCAACCACAGUGCGUUAUUUUAGAGUAACAUUCUGUCAGUUUUGCUUUCGGAAAGGGUGAAUGGUAGAAAAGUCAACAUGGUUGUGAUGUCUCCUUUUGACGAACGAUUGAUCCACUCGACUUCAAUGUGCUAGAGAUAAGGAUGAGUUGUGUUUGCUAAAACGAACUGAUACAUGUAACUCCUCGGACAGGUCGUCACUAGUACUAGGGAAAAACAGUAUUGGGACUUCGCGUCGUGGUUUUUAGCAAAAUACGAAUCGCGUUCUAGUGAUAUUUGCUCAUGAAACAUGGAAUGAAAUCUGGAGUUGUACUCCGUCAUUGCGCGCAUUUGUCUUUCCGGUUUAGCGCGUGAUCACGGCACAAACUUUGUUGCCAAUGAUGAGGCGAAGGGCGUCGCGGAGGAUGGGGUAUGUGCAAUUCGAUGAUGAGACAGGACCUUGGUCCUAAAUGACAUAUGGAUAGAAAUAACUUAAAUUCUUGCCAAAAGAGAGAGAUACCAUGACAGUCAGUCACUCGUACAUUGAUCUCACGCCCAGGCGACAGGACGUUACAAACUCACGUGAGAUCAAUGAAAAAAGUCCCUCUUGCCAAUAUUUCCGUCAUGUUUAUUUAAUUUGAUGUAAAUUAUUGUUCAUACUACUUUGUUGUGUAAAUAUUAGAUUCCAAACCUGCGUGGAUUGAAAGUCGCCCUUCUUGUUCUGUCACGUUUCGCUUGUUGUCCGACAGCUUGUUAUACGUCCCCCUCUUCUACGGAAAAUCAGUUGUCCCGUUGGCGGCAAGACCUGUUUCAAAAUAUCUCUAGUCAAGAACCAAAGUGCUAGUAAGACUUACUGGCCUUUUCUGUAAAGUUUCCCCUAACUGGUACCAGGAGGCAAUAAUGGACGUUAUUUCCUCCUGCUGGUAACCAUCACGUAGUGACCGUUUCUGCUUCAUUGGACUAAAUGACAUACAAGGAGAAAAGGAACAAGACUGUAUCUGGAAUUGUCAGGUUCUCCAUAAAGUACGAUGUUAGAGGAACACCGCUAUCGUCGCCAAUUGACCACAAAAGAAAACAUGUCGAAUCCAGUUAAUAGAUAAGGAUCCUCUGUCAUCGUUGUCCACCGAAGCUCACAGUGACGAAAUGAGCUCACAUUUACCUCUGGUAGUGGGGGCGGGCAGGCCGGUGUAGAAGUUUAAAAUGUCCUAGAAGAGAUUGCCCGGGAAACAAAGGAUUCUAUUAUGCGCUUCAAUCUCUGAGCUAUUAACGGUCAGGGUCUCUAUAGAACCAUAUUGCAGAAUACAAUAGGGCCGGACACUUUUUCCAGGGGGGCAUUUGUUACUAUUACACCGGUCUACUUUCAUCGUAGCCUGAUGUCAACACCUAAAUCAAUGUCUUACAUUUGCUGUCUUAUCCUUGGCUUUCGUGGUGUAAAUAUUCUUUUCAAAGGUUGUCUUAGAGUGCAACCUGUUGGUCUCGUACAUCGGGUUAAUCGUGUACAUUUAAUUGUGAGAAUAAUGUUAUUAAAGAA
Lineus longissimus is the source of this 2518-nucleotide messenger RNA. Its product is annotated as transcription cofactor vestigial-like protein 2. The record is from RefSeq and is a predicted model, not a curated record. Bases 28 to 918 code for a protein of 296 amino acids. The transcript has 4 exons. Gene Ontology annotation, biological process: regulation of transcription by RNA polymerase II. NCBI's taxonomy places the organism in Eukaryota, Metazoa, Nemertea, Pilidiophora, Heteronemertea, Lineidae. Gene Ontology annotation, cellular component: nucleus.